AUGCUCCUCUCAUCCACAAUCACAGCGGACAAGCUGGGGGACGACAAUCAGUCUCAUGCUGCAGAUGAAAGACCCCACCCAUCGCGAGCGUGGGGCGUGGGCACAAGUGAGCCACUAGCACUCCCCUCAUGCUACGAGCAGGCCGGUCGCCUCUCCGUCAAGUACAGCAAGGCGGCGGAUCAGCGCCACAUCCUCCUCGUCUACACAGGCAGCAAAUACACCACCAAGUUCGAGGAUGUCAUCGGCGGUGGUGAGGGCCCCACGGAGAUUAUAUCUUGGCGGUGGGGCUAG
Morchella importuna is the source of this 291-nucleotide messenger RNA. RefSeq lists its product as uncharacterized. The record is from RefSeq and is a predicted model, not a curated record. NCBI's taxonomy places the organism in Eukaryota, Fungi, Ascomycota, Pezizomycetes, Pezizales, Morchellaceae. The transcript is spliced from 2 exons. Bases 1 to 291 code for a protein of 96 amino acids.